AUGGACAAUAACACGAAUUUUGGACAAAACAAGAAGAUGGGCGCUGAGGGUAUCAGUCCCGAGCAGAUGCAGAACCUCUUCAAGAAGCUUUCUUCCGACGAGCUAAAAGAUGUCCAGGAAACGUUUCAAAAGUGCUCAACUGAGAUACUCUUGACGAGGGGACUCCCGGUGACGUCGGUGAUUCUCGGCUCGCUUUAUUUGGCUCGAACAAGACUCCCACCGCAAUACCAUUUUGGACCAAAGGGCUGGCCAUUUUACGCGCUCCUCGGUGUCGGUUGUAUGACGGCGACGAGCGUUCUUUCGAUGGGAUCGUGCAAAGAUCGGAUAAUGCCCAAGAUUGAGGCACUUUGGAAAAAGUACGAGCUCGACGCUCAACCGCGUAACACUUACGAGCAGCUGAGAAUGCGCAAUCGACAGGGCGCCAGUUAUCCUCAACAACAUUUGCCUCAAGAGCAACAACAGCAUUCGUAUGAUUAUGGACAUGCAUCAACGGCAAAACCCUUUUCGGAGCCUUCACCAAUCACAUCGGGCGCUGGAAUGGCCGCGCUGGCGACUCAACCACAAAUGCCCGUCGAUAAAUUGCGCCAUGGUCCAUUGACUGAUGAAGUGUCGUACAUGUCGGGUACACCGAUGGCCGGCGCUCGUGGCGCUUCAUCAAAUCCAUCUCCAGCCGCCCAUCGACCCACGAAAACGAAUCAAUAUGGAGAUGAAGGAUUCUCG
Messenger RNA from Mesorhabditis belari, 720 nucleotides. NCBI's taxonomy places the organism in Eukaryota, Metazoa, Nematoda, Chromadorea, Rhabditida, Rhabditidae. The record is from the annotation of a GenBank genome assembly.